This is a messenger RNA of Arctia plantaginis, 894 nucleotides long. The record is from the annotation of a GenBank genome assembly. NCBI's taxonomy places the organism in Eukaryota, Metazoa, Arthropoda, Insecta, Lepidoptera, Erebidae.
AUGUCUGUAUUGUCCAGUUUAUUCAGAUUGCCUACAGUGAGACAUGUAGUCAAGAAACCAGGAGUAAACUGGUCUUACUCAAAGCCGAGGUCAUAUGCAGAUAAACAUAAAACAGAAAUUAACAAAGAUAAACAAAGUCAGCUUCAGGGCACCGAGAAUGAACAGCGUAUGCGUGUUCGUCGGGCGCGACCGUCCGACGUUCCACGGGUCCUCCGCUUCGUACGGGAGAAUGCGCGGACAUCUUGGCCGGGAUUCAUCUCGCCUCCAACCCCUGCUCAUACAGUCCUUUGCGACUACAUCAGCAGGGCAUUAUCACAAGGCCAUUCUAUGUUAGCUGAACAACAGGAGUCGCGCCGCGGUUGGUCACAAAUACGAGGUCUAGCUCUCGGUUUGGCUGUUUGUCCAUGGGAUGCUGAGAUUCUGGAGCGUUGGGCGCGCUGUAUCAGAUGUAGUCGAUCAAAGCGACUUGUGCACUUUACAGCGCACUGCCUGCGUGCGCCCGCGUUGCAUGAAAAAUACCGUGUUCAUAAUAUAUUACAGGUAAUUCUAAUAGUUCCACGAAAUUCCCCAAAGAACUCUGAGAUAGUUCACAUCUUAGCGAAAAACGCAAUACAGAGGGGUCGUGACGUAGGCAUCCCUGUUUUACGCUUCGAUGUCAUGGAGAACACUGUCGCAAAAGCUUUGGAAGAGAUGAAACUAAAUAAGGAAUGGCAGUUCUCAUACGACAUACUACCAGAUACAAUAAAAAGUCAAAAUGUUCAACCUGUGCACCUAGAAAACAUUACCGACGCCAAUGUAAUGCAAAAUGCAAAAAACACUGCAGAAAGAAAACCAUCGAAAACAAUAACAGAAAACAGCAUAGUAGUGUAUACGGCAUUCGCUGAUAAGCUUUGA